AUGAGUCGCAAGGCCGAGUUGACAAUCACCGCUGCAACGGAUCUCUACGGCAAAAUUGCCCGUACUCACGAGAACCUGAUGAAGCUGGGCGCUGCCAAGAUCACGGUGGGCGCAGUGGAGGCGCGAUUGCAGUCCUUGGAAAGGUACUGGACGAAGUUCGACGCGCACAACGAUGAGCUCUUGAAUUAUCUCGACCAAGUGGCCGAUUCAGAGUACAUAAGACUCGACAUACCUGCUCUGGCUGAAGAGGCCUACCUCGCCAAUAAGGGUCUGCUGUUGGACCUCCUGCGUAACCUCAAGACGGAAGAGAAGGAAGCUGGCACGAGAGGGUCAGAGCCGUCCUCACAAGCACCCCGCACGACUCUUCCGAGGAUCCAGCUGCCUCAUUUCUCCGGGAAGUACGAGGAUUGGCCAGCCUUCCGUGAUCUCUUCCAAUCGCUAAUCGGAAGGGACACUCUCACGUCCUCAGUCGAGAAGCUCCACUACCUGAAGACAUGCCUGAAAGGAGAAGCAGAAUUAUUGAUUCGAAGCCUGCCCACGACAACCGAGAAUUUCGAACGCGCAUGGGAUGUUCUCGUUGCUUACUAUGAGAACAAGCGGCUCCUGGUGCGCAGUUACAUCUCCCAGUUUACGUCACUCCAGAAGCUGAAGAGCGAGUCCGUGGUGGAACUGCGCAAACUUUGCCACAGCGUGAAGAGCACGGUAGGAUCACUGGAGAGCAUUGGGCGCCCGAUCACGAAGGGUGAAGAUCUUUUCGUGCACCUCGUCGUUGACCUGCUUGAUCCUCGAUCUCGCCGCGAGUGGGAGAAUUUCAUUAGUGAUUCCAACGAUCCACCCUCGUACGACAAACUCCAGCUCUUCUUGGAUCGUCGGCUGCACACUUUAGAAUCGUUGCAGCCUGUCAAGGUCGAAGCCAUUUCUUCUAAACCGCAUCCAAGUCCGACACAGAAGACUCGCACUCUUCACACGCGUAAGCAGGACAGUAAGCGAGGUCGCUGCUCCCUAUGCGGUCAGGAUCACUAUAUUAUGUUCUGUGACCUUUACCAGAGCAAGACGGCGGAGGAAAGGAAGCGUCACGUCGAGGCGAACGACUUGUGCCUGAACUGCCUAGGAAGGCACAAGGUAAGCGAGUGUUCUUCUCAAAAGACUUGUUCGUCGUGUCGCGCGCGUCACCACACGACCCUCCACGAGGCAUGUCCGUCCGGCGAGAGCGCUAAGACGUCACACUUAGCGCAACACAAAGUCGAGGCGACGACGACAGUUCUCCUCGCUACCGCGCGCGUUCGCGUCCUGGACCGGUUCGGCCGCGCUCACACUGCACGCGCACUAGUUGACCAGGGCUCGGAGUCCUCGCUAGUUUCCGAAGCUUUGGCCCAACGUCUUCGCCUAGGUCGGUCUCCUACCUCCGUCGCCGUGUAUGGAAUCGGCGGCAAGCAGACGGGCCUCGCCCGCGGUCAAGUCACUCUUCAGAUCCGCUCCCUGCGCGACGGGCCUUUAAUAAGCGUGGCCGCCUUGGUUUUCCCCCGGCUCACACUUUAUGAAGGCGGAAUCAAGGCCAAUCGUCGGGCGUGGACGCACGUCCAUGGGCUGGAGCUCGCCGAUCCGGACUUCUUGGCGACGGAUCCCAUAGACAUCCUUCUAGGAGCAGACGUCUACGCCAUGAUCCUCCAGGCUGGACUUCGACGAGGGAAAUCACGGGAACCUGUGGCACAAAAGACGGCGCUGGGCUGGAUAUUGUCUGGGGCCGUCGGUACGACGUCCACAUCGCGCCAUGCGUCAGCACAUCACUGCCUGGUCGAGGAAGACCUAGGCGCUCUCGUACAAAGGUUCUGGCAGCAAGAAGAGCUACCCGACGCCGCGGUAGCUCUCUCACCCGCGGAUCAACAGUGCGAGAACUUCUUCCGCCAGACACAUUCGCGGUCCGCGGACGGUCGGUACGUCGUACGUCUGCCGGUCGUUGCCCCGCUGCCAGACUUCUCGGUGACGCGCUCCACGGCUUUACGAGUUCUCUUCAGCAUGGAGAGACGUUUCGCUCGGGAUCCUCCUUUUCGAGCCCUCUAUGCCGACUUCAUGCGGCAGUAUGAGGACCUGCGUCAUAUGUCUUGCGUGACUCCGGACGCUACGUCGCGCAGACCGGUGCAUUACUUGCCGCAUCACGGCGUGCUGCGGAAGAACAGUGUCACCACGAAGCUGCGCGUAGUUUUUAACGGCUCCACGCCAACUACUUCGAAAAGAACCCUCAACGAUCACUUGAUGGUGGGUCCGAACUUGUUGCCUCCGCUCGCCGACGUGCUACUCCGUUGGCGACGGCACCGCUUCGGUCUAGCCACCGACGUCGAAAAGAUGUUCCGACAGAUCUUGGUACACCCGGAUGACAGGGAUCUGCAAAGGAUCCUGUGGCGGGAUUCCCCGCAAGACAGCCCUGCCGAGUACCAGCUGAGCACAGUGACCUACGGCCUAGCGUGUGCUCCGUUUCUAGCGAUGCGCGCUCUCAGGCAAUUAGCUGAGGACGAGGGUAAGCAGUACCCUCUAGGAGCGGCCGUUCUCCUGCGAGAUGUCUACAUGGACGACAUCUUAACCGGAGCAGCGACGAUGGCGGAGACCCAGGAGAUGUGCAAACAGCUGUCCAGUAUCUGCAUGGCGGGCGGCUUCCCUCUCCGGAAGUGGUCAGCCAGCGACUCAGCGGUGAUCUGGGAUAUCCCGCCGGAGCACCAGUUGCAGCGCGAGACCCGUGACUGGCGACCACACGAGGCUCACUCCACCUUAGGACUGCAGUGGCACCCCGCCACGGACGAUUUCUCUUUCGCCACCCGGCACAUCGCACUGCCAUCCGUCACCAAGAGGUCUGUACUGUCUCUGGUGGCGCAGCUAUUCGACCCUCUCGGCUGGCUAGCACCGGUCGUGGUCCGCGCCAAGAUUGCCUUCCAAUCGACUUGGCUUCAAGGACUUGAGUGGGACGCUCCGCUCGACGACGCCUCCGCGUCAGCCUGGGUCACCUUUCACGCCCAGAUACCAGUACUCGAGCAAAUCCGAGUACCUCGCUGGAUUAAUCUGGGUCCUUCUUGCACCCGCGUCGAGGUCCAUGGCUUCUCCGACGCCUCAGAACGAGCAUAUUCCGCCGUCGUGUACCUAAAAACAUGGUCAAACGACUCGUGGAUUGUCCGCCUAAUCACCGCGAAAACAAAGGUCACACCGCUCAAACAGGUGUCCUUACCUCGUUUGGAGUUAAGCGCCGCCGUCCUUCUCUGCCGACUAGCCAAACACGCCUUGACAAUCCUCGACCUGACUGCGCCGCUUCACCUAUGGACGGACUCCACCGUCGCGCUGGGCUGGAUCCGCGGCCACCCAUCCAGGUGA
Molecule: messenger RNA, 3357 nt
Organism: Camponotus floridanus (Florida carpenter ant)
Lineage: Eukaryota; Metazoa; Arthropoda; Insecta; Hymenoptera; Formicidae
Exons: 1
Coding region: 1-3357 (1118 amino acids)
Source: RefSeq, a predicted model, not a curated record